This is a messenger RNA of Mesocricetus auratus (golden hamster), 7326 nucleotides long. It is a transcript of the gene Snx19, whose product is annotated as sorting nexin 19. The record is from RefSeq and is a predicted model, not a curated record. Gene Ontology annotation, molecular function: phosphatidylinositol binding. Lineage: Eukaryota; Metazoa; Chordata; Mammalia; Rodentia; Cricetidae. The coding region runs from base 511 to 3504 and encodes 997 amino acids. Gene Ontology annotation, cellular component: intracellular membrane-bounded organelle; early endosome membrane. The transcript has 11 exons.
ACGACCCGGAAGCUGUCGCCGGCUGGCGGCCAGCCGGCGGCUGUGAUCGCUUUGGGGCUGCGGAACGCAGUCGCCUGGGCUGCCGGAGCUUGCUGCGGCUCCUGACCGCGAAGGUCGGAAAGAACCCCCCAUGAGUCCGCACCAGACAGGGGCGCAGUCUGGGCACGCGGCCCCCGGCGACGUGUGAUCAGAUCUGCCGGCCGCUUCGGCGGCGUUCGUAAGUGUCCGUGGGCCGCGCGGGCUGCGAAGAGACUCUCCGCCUGGGACAUGAGGAAGGCCGUCAAGCCUUCCUCGUCUCGAUUGGGAGAGACUGGUUGGUGGUCUGUGAUUACAGCAGCGAGCGGGAGAAGCCGGGCGUUCUCGCUUUGCAGUGCCUGUAGUACCGAGGGUCCAGAGUUCACUCACUAGCACCCGGGCUUAGUUCUUCUCUGGGACAGUUCAUGCUCUCACUCCUGUCACCAAAGUGAAACAGGAGGCCGUCCUCUGUGGAAACCACCUGUUCUUUCAGCCAUGAAGGCAGGAACGGCGACCCCUCCCCAGGAGAACACCCCUGAGUCCGGCUGUGUCUUCGGUAGUCUAUGGAGUAGCCGGAAGCUGAUGGUUGUGGGGGUCUUGCUGGGCUGGCUACUUGUCAUCCACCUGCUGGUGAACAUGUGGCUUCUGAUCCUUCUGUGUGCAUCGUUGGUGGUGCUCGGAGGAUGGCUCGGCUCCAGUGCCAUUGCAGGGGCUUCGGGCCAAUUGCACCUGGAACGAUUCAUCACGGUCAACACCUGCCCGCCAUGCCCCGAAGCAGAAAGGCAGCUGGACCAUGAGAUUAACUGCACCAUCCAGAUGAUAAUCCGAGACUUUGUGUUGUCCUGGUAUCGUUCGGUGAGCCAGGAGCCAGCAUUCGAGGCAGAGAUGGAGGCAGCCAUGAAGGGGUUGGUUCAGGAGCUCCGAAGGCGGAUGAGCGUGGUGGACAGCCAUGCGCUUACCCAGAAGGUUCUGACUCUCUGUGGCUGUCACCUGCAGAGCUACAUUCAAGCAAAGGAGACCACUGCAAGGGAGCAGAGCGAUUCAGGUCAUCCCUCCCAGCUGUGGGAUGCUUACUGCCGGGCUACUACCCCCCAUCCUGCCAUGCACAGUCCCACCACCGAGAUGGCCUAUGCACGUGGCAUUGUGAGUUUGUUACUUCAAGAGUUAGUGCCCAAGCCCCACCUGGAGACCAGAACUGGACGCCAUGUAGUAGCUGAACUUGUUACUUGCAAUGUAAUCUUACCACUCAUCAGUAGGCUAUCAGACCCUGACUGGAUCCACCUUAUACUUGUGAGUAUCUUUUCCAAGUAUAGACAUGAUGCAGCCCAAGGAACUAAACCCCCCUGCUCAGCCAGUGUCCUAGAGCAGUCCUCAGUGCCCACGUCUCUGCCACUGAUUGUUGAAGUAGAGAGUCUGCCGAUAGGAAAAGUGCCUUCUCCACUAGCCGUCCCAGUACACAUAACCUGCAGUGAGCCAGCCCCCUCCCCAGAGGUCGAAGAAGGCCACGAAGCAGUAGAGGGAGAUUUGACUGAGAUGCUUGAAGAAAGAAAAGGAGGAAAUAACGCGUCCCAUUUUCUACAGCCGGAUAUUCGAGGCCCCUUAUUCUUAUGUGAAGACUCUGAGCUGGAAUCACCGCUGUCCGAACUGGGCAAAGAAACCAUCAUGCUCAUGACCCCUGGCAACUUCCUCUCCGACAGGAUUCAGGAUGCCCUGUGUGCCCUAGAGGAUUCCCGGGCUCUGGAGCCUAAGGAUGGUGAGGGGUCCGAAGGUCUGGAAGGAGCAGAAGCCGAGGAAGCCCCAGGAACAGACCCAGACACAGGCCUGCUGGUCUCCAUGCUUAACUGCCCAGAGAUCCAGAUUGACACAGCAGACAAGGAUGCAGAGCAAGAAGACGUCACCUCUCUGACACCUUUGCCAGAGGAGCCAGAAAACCCCUGCCCCCCACGGCCCUCAUGCUUGGAAAAGGAUGUCACCAGUGGUGUGAGCUCCCUUGAUCCGACUCUGCCACCAGCCCCACUUUCUUCAUCUCCACCUGGUCCCCUCAGCUCAGCCACCUUCAGCUUUGAGCCCCUCAACAGUCCAGAUGGCCCGGUUGUCAUCCAGAACCUUCGGAUCACUGGCACCAUCACUGCCCGAGAGCACAGUGGUACUGGAUUCCACCCAUACACGCUGUAUACUGUGAAGUAUGAGACAGCCCUUAAUGCCGAGAACAGCAGCGGCCUACAGCAGCUGGCCUACCACACCGUGAACCGCCGCUACCGGGAGUUCUUGAAUCUGCAGACUCGCCUGGAGGAGAAACCAGAUCUACGAAAGUUUAUCAAAAAUAUAAAGGGUCCAAAAAAGCUCUUUCCAGAUCUUCCAUUUGGAAACAUGGAUAGUGACAGAGUAGAAGCUCGGAAGAGCCUCCUGGAGUCCUUCCUGAAGCAACUCUGUGCCAUUCCUGAGAUUGCCAACAGCGAGGAGGUGCAGGAGUUCCUUGCACUAAAUACAGACGCUCGGAUUGCCUUUGUCAAAAAGCCGUUCAUGGUUUCUAGAAUAGACAAGAUGGUGGUGAGUGCUAUUGUGGAUACCUUGAAGACAGCGUUCCCUCGCUCUGAACCCCAGAGCCCCACAGAGGAGCUGAGUGAAGCCGAGAAUGAAAGCAAGCCACAGACAGAAGGCAAGAAGGCUGGCAAGUCCAGACUGAGGUUUUCAUCCAGUAAAAUUGCUCCUGCACUGAGUAUAACAGAGGCACAGGACAGGGUUCUCUACUCUCUCCAGGAAGGCAAUUCGGAGUCAGAGAUCCUGUCCAUGUCUGGGAUGGAAUCCUUCAUUGUAAAGCAGACAAAGUUACUGGAAAUGCAGCCAGAAGAAGAGCCAGAUAAAGAUCCCCAGCAAGCCCCCAAAGAAUGUGUGGAUAGUUGCUUGCUGGGUACAGCCAUAGAAGCCCAAGAGCUCAAAAGCAGUGGCCCCGGAACAGAGACAGAGUUAGCCGACACAGCCUUGGAUCUGAUCCUGCUACUGUUAAUGGAGCAGUGGAAAUGGCUGUGUACUGAAAGCAUGCACAAGUUCCUCCGCCUUAUUUUUGGAACUCUAGUUCAAAGGUGGCUAGAAGUACAGGUGGCUAAUCUAACAUGUCCCCAACGCUGGGUGCAGUACCUCCGGCUUCUUCGGGAAUCUAUCUGGCCUGGUGGAGUGUUGCCCAAGUUUCCACGGCCUGGAAGGACUCAGGCACAGAAAGCAGCUACUGAGAAGCAGGCUUUGCAGAGCUUGAUGAGUAUCCUGCCAGAUUUUUUAGUAGAAAUCCUGGGGGUGAACAAGUGCCGGCUGAGCUGGAGUCUAGUCUUGGAAUCAUUCCAGCAACCCCUAAUCAACAGACAUUUGAUUUACUGUCUUGGAGACAUCAUCCUGGAGUUCUUGGACCUUGGUGCCUCUGUUAAAGAACCUGUCCCAGCCACCUCUGCCUCAGACUCCCCAGGCAACCUCAAGAGAAUGGCAACCUCUACUUAGAUCAUUCACACAGUCUUCAAAGGCUUGAAAAAGAGAGCUUUUCAACCACCCAGAGACUGAUUAAGAUGCCUGUGCCCUCUGGAGCUAGGCUACCUUAGCUGGCCUCCAUCUCAGUGGCUCAGUUCUCCUUCAGGUCUCCUUUAGUAACAGGUGAUGGGGAUAUAGAGCCCAAUUGCAUACAUAUGUGUUUCCAUAGUCUUAUGGCAUGUGGACUGCUGCUGGUGAGGAGGUCUUGUUUCUUUGGGAAAGGAAAUUAUGAAGCAGAGGUUUCUCCUUUGCAUUCUUCUCAGCAUCAUGGUUUGCCAACAGCAUGGCUCUGUGCAUGCAUACACCUAAUCCACAUAUGCACAAGCAUUGGGUAAUAUAAGAGAAAAACUAUAGCCAGAUUUCCUGAAAGGAGAAAUAGCCUCCUGAGCUCUCUUUUCCCACCUGGAAACUAAACAUUCAUUCAGGAGCACUCCCUCACCCUACCUAGUUCCACAGCAGUUCCAGAAGAGGUAAGGAAAGUGUGUCUCAAGGGACUUCUUGCUCUCUGGCUAUUUUCUUACACAGCGGCCCUCUAGAGGAUGUCAGGAAUGUUGCUUCCUCAGCUGGCUAUACUUUUCCUGUCCCGAAGGUUUCAAAGCACACUAUCAAACUUGUGGUAAAUCCACCCCACCCUUCAUACCCUUUCCUGCAAGGGAUUACACCACAGAGUUUCUUAACUCUCCUCUCAUCUCCUACCUAAGAGCACAUGAGUUUUGGAUUUGUAAGUUUGCCUCUGUCUUAACAGAAUUACACAACAAGUUAGAUAUUCAGCCUCAGUGUUUCCAGUGAGAAAGGAAAGUACUUGUUCCAUGGCUGAGGGUGUACAAAGGAUAGAAGUAGGGAGGCUAAGUGGAAAUCCUUUCAUAAGACUUUGGCAAUAACUCUUUAUUCUGAACACAUAAUGUAGCAAACUUACAGGAUAUAGAUUUUACUUCCAGAUCCCUAAAGGUUGAAUUUCUUAUGAGCCCAGUGAUAAAAGCAGUAGUGCCCUAUGCCCAUUGAAAACACGGAACAACUCAGAGGAACCUUUAGAAGAAAGAGUUGGAGGGAAAGUCACAAGGGAAAGGCUGCUCCCAGGAAACGCAUGAGUUGCUGGCAUUCACAUGGUACCAGUAGGAGAACAUAGUCAACCCCCAGCUCAUUAGUGUCUGUGUAGCUCUAGUCCGAAUUUCCCUGAACUACAGGAUCCACAUGGAAGGGAGUCUUGAAGGAAGACUGGUGAGAAUGGGGUGAAGCAUCAAGAGCCAGCAUCACGAUUUUCCAGACUCUGAAGUAUGUGAUGAGCACACAAUUAAAGUUGUUAAUAGAAAAAGGUUGUGAAAUCGUUGCUCUCCUGCCCUGAGAGGCUCGUAAGCAUACAUCACCCUCUGAUGUGACUGAGAGGCUUAAGAUGCUGCUCUUGCCAAAAGGCAAGAGGUGAAUGAGCUAAAGUUUCAUGGCCUCGUCUGGCCUUGAAGCAUGACUUGAUGGCUCCAAAGUUCUUGAAGUAUCCCCUUCUCUUGGCCCUCAGAGGCAGAGGUAACUCUAUAUGCUGUACUCUGAGUGCCUCCCAAGGUAUGGUUCCAGGGGACACCUGGGAUCUGCUCCUGCAGUAAGGACCACUUUAUUCUCUUUUGGUAGAGUGAGAAAUCCCGAUCUCUUGAACUCUUCUCUCCCCACAUCCACCCUCCACAUAUCCAUAGCCACCUAUGUCACUUUGAAUCUGUGUACACAUGUACUGGUAACCCAGAACAUCAUGAGUUCCCUAUGGCAGUGAAGUCCAAGGGAUCUUUUCAUGCCUGCUGCCCAGAGAACUUCCUUACAUUUGAUUUUAUGUACAAGACCCCAUUUUUACUCAACCUGCCCCCAAAAGGUAAGCUAUCCACAAGAGGAAAAUGGUAAAGAUAACCAGGGAGAUCAUCAAAACACAUCUGGCUUUGGGAAAGACCUGCCAAGUUUGAGUAGCAUGUUCAGACCACGUAAUCAUCAGCAUUUGGGAGUGUCAGGAUGAUGCUCUAGGUUGGGAGAAUGAAAAACUGAGCCCACACUGAUCUGCUGCUUUUCUCUCCUUUUUGUUUGUUUAUUUACUCUGGCUCUCUUUGUGAUAAAUUUACUUGUUUAAUUCAAAAUAUUAAUAUCUGAAAUAAGACCAACACCCUUUCUGCCUUGAUUGUAGAUCUAGAAAAAGAUGAAGGAUGGGAGGAUACUGUCAAACUCUAAAUGUGAUCCUUGCCAUUAUUUAUUAAAGUUCAAGAAAGCUGUAUUUAAUUAUAUAAUGCUAUAUAGCUAUAAUAGUCCACAAUUUUUGUUUUCAAGAUUCUGGAUUAAGUAUGACAGAACUUAGAAGUAAAAUGCACUCCUAGAUCCAAGCAUAAGAAAAUACUCAAAUUUAAUAUUAACAGAAGUAACCCUGACUUCCCUUUUGAAGUUUCCAAUAUACUAUGAUUUUUUGUUAUAAGAGUACCAUGGAAGGCCGGGUGGUGGUGACCCAUGCCUUUAAUCCCAGCACUCGGGAGGCAGAGGCAGGCGGAUCUCUGUUAGUUCGAGGCCAGCAUGGUCUACUGAGUGAGUUCCAGGACACUCUCCAAAACAAUACAGAGAAACCCUGUCUUGAAAAACCAAAAAAAAAAAAAAAAAAGUGCCAUGGAGUUUUGCCUUUAAACACUGUUGUACACCACAUCUCUAGAAGGUUUCCAUCAUACAUAAUAACUAUAACUUUAUACUCAGUGAAAAGCAAUCUCUCCUGUCCCCUGCAGGGUGGUGGUAGUAGACUGGAUGGUCACCCAUUCCACUUUCUGUGUAUGUGAAUCACACUUGCAGUGUGUGCCCCAUGACUGGCUUAUUUCAAUUAGCAUUAUGGUUUCUGGUUCGUCUUUGUUGCAGCAUGUGAAAAUGCUCUUUUAGACUCAGCAGUUCUGUUUUAUGGAUAUACCACAUUUUCUUCAUCUAUUUUCCAGAGGUGGACAUCUAGGCUGUUUUCAUUUCUUGGUUAAUGUGAACACAAUGGGAAAUGGCAGUGCAAGCAUUUCUGUGGAACCCUGCAUUCAAUACUUUUAAAGUACCCAAAAGUAAGAUUGCAAGGCUAUAUAAUCAUUGCAUUUUACUUUUUGACUAAAAUUACUGUUCUGUGUAGCAGCUGCAUUUCUACCAAUAGUGCACAGAGGUUCCAAUGUCUGAGGUGCAUGCACUCACACGUUUAGUAAUGCCUCCUUCACACAUGCGGGGUGCUGCUUCACUGUGGUUUUGAAUCCAGACCUUCUAGAGUCCUGCUUUGCCUUGCUUGACCCAUUCAUUUCUUCCUUUGCUCUCAGCACCUAAGAGUUGUUGGGUCCUAGGUGGGGUGACAGUGUGUAAAUGUGUGGCUGUAUGAGCUAGAGUAUUGUGGACAGGAUUAAGUUGCUAGGAACAUGUGUUUUCUUCCACAAAGGCACUGCAUAAGUAAAUGAGUCCCAGGGGUUCAUUGAUUCAACAACUUUGGGACAUCACAAGACCUGUUUUUGUUAGAGUUGUUGUUUGUUGUUCUGCUCUUGUGUCCUAAACAUUUUAGGUCUGUCCUGAGACAACCCCCCCCCCAUCCAUGCUUACUGUGCUUCCUGACAACUCAUCCAGACUGACUGUCUGAAAGGUAGGGCAUCUCUUUCAAAGAAUGAGGGAUCCAUCCAGGGACCCCUCCAGGAAUCUUCUUACUCAUUGCCCCCACCCACAAUGCUAGAUCAAUCACAUUAUGAAUGGUUGGCUUGCAGUAGUACUUACUCCCAAGGAUAUGACAACUAUUAAAUGAAGGUCAGACAAAUAAAAGAACAAUUUAUUAAGGAA